Carassius gibelio (silver crucian carp) is the source of this 1072-nucleotide messenger RNA. It is a transcript of the gene otc, whose product is annotated as ornithine transcarbamylase. Gene Ontology annotation, biological process: L-citrulline biosynthetic process. The record is from RefSeq and is a predicted model, not a curated record. Gene Ontology annotation, molecular function: amino acid binding; ornithine carbamoyltransferase activity. Lineage: Eukaryota; Metazoa; Chordata; Actinopteri; Cypriniformes; Cyprinidae. Gene Ontology annotation, cellular component: mitochondrion.
AUGGAUCUCUCUUUCUCACUAUGGUUUUCUCUAUUGGGUGGCCAUCCAUGUUUUGUCACACCCCAGGAUAUUCAUCUAGGAGUCAAUGAGAGCACCACAGAAAUGGCUAGGGUGCUCUCGGGUUUGGCAGAUGUUGUGUUGGCUUGGGUGUAUAGUCACUCAUCUGUGGAGCAUCUGGAUAUAGACGCUUCUAUACCUAUCAUUAAAUUACCUAUCUGACUUAACCACCCUUUACAAGUUCUGGAUAACCUAUUGACACUUCAGGAGCACUAUGGCUCAUUAAAAGGCCUCACUUUGGCUUGGAUAGGUGAUGGAAUCAAUGUUCUUCACUCUUUUAUGUUGUCAUUGGCUAAACUAGGUGUCCAUCUAAAAGUGGCCUCACCCAAGGGUUAUGAGCCAGAUUCUAACGUCCCUCAAGAGGCUCAGCUUCUGUCUAAGCAACACAGGACAGCAGUGUGGUUACUGGUUACUGACACUUGGGUGAGCAUGAGCCAAGAAGAGGAGGAGGAGAAGAAGAGACUAAAAGAUUUCCAAGGUUACCAGAUUACCAUGCAUACAGGAAGUGUGGCGGCACCAGACUGGACAUUUUUGCACCAUCACCAUCACAUAGAGGAUGAAGUUUUCUACUCACCAUGUUCCCUUGUGUUCACAGAGGCUGAGAACCGCAAGUGGACCAUCAUGAAUUUGAUAGUGUGCAUCCUGACAGACUAUACGCAACAAAUUCCCAAACUUAAAUAAUAAAUAAAAAAUGUGGGAAUAUAGCACUGAAAACAGAAUUCUGUCAUCUGUCUGCAUCUAUAAUUGUAAAUUAUAAUAUUUGUCACUCUUGGCCAAUGGAGGCUUUUAGAAAGAAAGAGGAAAUUCAGAAAUAAAGAAUUGUUUUAAAUGAUAAAAUCCUUUUAUUUAAUGUGUGAAAAAUACUUUUUACAAAAUUAAAAUAUUGAAUUUCAGUGACACAAAUACCUUUAAGACCUAUAGAGGGCGCUGUGACAUUGUGAGAAAUACUAGUAUCUGUUUAUCACAUUUUGUAUAUUCAGAUUUCUUUAAAUUACAAAGGGUUGGAUGGACACUG